AGUUUCCUAUUAUUAUUUAAUAUUUUGAUAUUUCAUUUUUAGUUUGAAUUUUUGAUUUUAUUAAUUUGUCAAAUAAAUAGUAAUUAUUUUAAGUGGCCACGUAUAAAAUGUUUAUUAGCUCAAAUUCAUUUAUUACUAAAAAUUUCCCUAGAAUCGAAUGAAAACUUCUACAUUAUUUGUAUUCAUUAUUCUUUAGUUAUACCUCACAUAAAUAAAUAACAAUGGAUUUUUUAAAUACUAAUACCGGACAAAAUAACUUCAAUAAUCCGAAUGGUGGUCAUACUGCAGUUUAUAUCGAUGACCGACCAAUGAAUAAUGUAGAAGGACGAAUGACCGUGUCUGGAUCACUAAUGCAAAAUAUUGGAGAACCUGGAUUCAACACAUUAGAUGAACCUAUUAAAACAACUAUUAUGAGAGACUUAAAAGCUGUUGGAAUGAAAUUUAAGCAUGUCUUGUAUUUGAAAGAAAAAAACACACUUCUUAAAGAAUGGGACUUAUGGGGCCCAUUGAUGCUUUGCACAUUUAUGGCCAUGGUUCUACAAGCAUCGCCAGAUUCUAUACAAAUUGGUGAUGGAGGUCCUGAAUUUGCUGAGGUUUUUGUCAUUAUUUGGAUAGGGUCUGUGAUUAUUACAUUAAAUUCAAAAUUACUUGGUGGCACAAUAUCGUUUUUCCAAAGUGUAUGUGUUUUAGGUUAUUGUUUACUACCAAUUGUUAUAGCCUUAAUAGUAUGCAGAUUUAUUUUAAUAUUUGAGCAAACAAACUUCUUAUUUUUUAUUCGAUUUGCCAUAUCAAUUGGUUCAUUUUUGUGGUCCACAUAUGCUUCUGUUGUAUUCCUUGGAGAUAGUCAACCUCAAGGGAAAAAAGCUCUAGCUGUUUAUCCAAUAUUUUUGUUUUACUUUAUCAUGUCAUGGCUUGUAUUAUCACACACAGUGUAGCAUUGUUAAUAAAAAUGACAUUUUGAGAUGUUA
Messenger RNA from Acyrthosiphon pisum (pea aphid), 968 nucleotides. It is a transcript of the gene Yipf6, whose product is annotated as Yip1 domain family, member 6. NCBI's taxonomy places the organism in Eukaryota, Metazoa, Arthropoda, Insecta, Hemiptera, Aphididae. The record is from RefSeq and is marked provisional. The transcript is spliced from 8 exons. Gene Ontology annotation, cellular component: membrane; trans-Golgi network. The coding region runs from base 222 to 935 and encodes 237 amino acids. Gene Ontology annotation, biological process: endoplasmic reticulum to Golgi vesicle-mediated transport.